AUGGCCUCUCCCCUUCCUCCUGUUGCCACUAUUUUAUAUGAUAGUUUAAAUGGCCGGGUACGUGUCACAUCACCCUACCAGAGUAAAAGCGCCACGAAGAUUGUCGCCUGCGUACUCCUCCUCUUCUUGCCUGCCUGCCUCUCCCGGCACGCUCAGGGGCUGGCUUCAGGACUCCACGUUCCCCAGGGGUCUUCGCAUCCUCACCAUCGCUGCUACGCCCCUGAGGAGCUGUCCCAAGGCCAGCUUCCCUUCCACCUGAUAAGCAAAGGGGCCAGGUCAGCCCGCUCCCUGCCCGCUACCCUAGUCCCCAGCCUGGAAGCCGGGAGUCCAGCUCGGGGACGGGCACAUCCAGAGCCCCAGUGCCCAAUUCUCCAGUUUGAAAACGCGCACGAAGCAGAAGUCCGACAGCGAUCCCUGUCUCCUUGGAGAUACCGAAUUGACAUGGAUGAAAACCGGUACCCCCCAAAACUGGCCUUUGCAGAAUGCCUGUGCAAAGGCUGCAUUCACAUGAAAUCAGGUCAGGAGACAUCUUCCUUCAACUCGGUCCCCCUGCAUCAGAAAUUAAUGGUCCUCCACCGCAAGCCCUGCUCUCUGAAUGGAGAUGCUCAAGUAACCCCCGGCGCCUUCACUUUCCACAAAGAGUACAUCGAUGUUCCUGUGGGCUGCACCUGUGCCCUGCCCCGCUCUGGCUAA
Gracilinanus agilis (Agile Gracile Mouse Opossum) is the source of this 693-nucleotide messenger RNA. RefSeq names its product interleukin 17C (gene IL17C). Gene Ontology annotation, cellular component: extracellular region. The transcript is spliced from 3 exons. Gene Ontology annotation, molecular function: cytokine activity. The coding region runs from base 1 to 693 and encodes 230 amino acids. The record is from RefSeq and is a predicted model, not a curated record. Lineage: Eukaryota; Metazoa; Chordata; Mammalia; Didelphimorphia; Didelphidae. Gene Ontology annotation, biological process: inflammatory response.